Messenger RNA from Amaranthus tricolor (Joseph's coat), 4067 nucleotides. Its product is annotated as DExH-box ATP-dependent RNA helicase DExH3. The transcript has 19 exons. Gene Ontology annotation, cellular component: intracellular anatomical structure; nucleus. The record is from RefSeq and is a predicted model, not a curated record. Bases 124 to 3591 code for a protein of 1155 amino acids. Lineage: Eukaryota; Viridiplantae; Streptophyta; Magnoliopsida; Caryophyllales; Amaranthaceae. Gene Ontology annotation, molecular function: RNA binding; ATP binding.
AUAAAAAAUAAAUAUCCAUAAACCCUAAACCCGCACAAUUAAAUCAAUUUGGGGAAUGAUAAAUUGAUCCAUUAGUAAGUAUGUUGAGCAUGGAGCUAAGGCCAUGCUUGAAGCUUGUUUAGGAUGCAUUCUAUGCUUCGAUUUCUAUUGCUCUCCGGGAAAUCAUCCAUAUACUCUUCCCCAUAUUCUACAAAUUCGACUGCAAAUCAUUCAGUUUUCCAUUUUCUAAAUUCUUCACUAUCUAAUCGCCCAAAAUUCAGCCAACAAUAUCUUGGUAUUUUACAGAGUUUUCUCUUCUCACCUCGCUCUUUUUCUGAUUAUGCUGUUGAGCAAUUCUCUGAUGAUGAAUAUGAGUGCGAUUUUGAAACGAAUACGGCAUCCUCUUCAGUGGCGAAUAUUGAUGAGUGGAAGUGGAAACUCAGCGUUCUGUUACGCAAUGAACAAGAGCUGGAGAUUGUGUCUAGAGACAAGAGAGAUCGUCGAGAUUUCGAGCAGAUUUCAAAUCUUGCUAGAAGAAUGGGGCUUCACUGUGAGAUAUAUGGGAAGGUGGUUGUUGCAAGCAAGGUCCCACUUCCAAAUUACCGGCCAGACCUUGAUGAUAAGCGGCCUCAAAGAGAGGUGACAAUUCCAUUAAGCGUACAAAGGAGAGUGGAAAGUUUACUCCAGGAACAUCUGGAUAGGAUUAAAUUGAGCCCGGGAAAAUGUAAUGAUAGUUCACUGGAAUGUAAGGCCUCAGAUGCUGAUAGGAACCUCACUUUGGAUGGGGAGUCAGAUAGUAUGUUAGAUGUUUCUGUUGUGGAAAAGAUUCUUCAGAGGAGGAGCUUGCGAUUGCGUAAUAUGCAGAGAGCUUGGCAUGAAUCUCCUGAAGGUAGGAAGAUGCUGGGCUUUAGGAAAUCACUGCCUGCAUUUGAUGAGAAAGAGAGGCUUCUUCAAGCAAUUGCAAAAAAUCAAGUAAUUGUGAUUUCGGGUGAGACUGGAUGUGGUAAAACCACCCAACUCCCUCAGUACAUUUUAGAGUCGGAGAUAGAGUCUGGUCGUGGUGCAUUCUGCAACAUUAUCUGCACACAGCCUCGAAGAAUAUCUGCCAUGUCUGUUGCAGAACGAGUGUCUGCAGAGAGAGGAGAGCCUCUUGGUGAAACCGUUGGAUAUAAAGUCCGUUUAGAAGGAAUGAAAGGGAAAAAUACCCAUCUACUUUUCUGUACCAGUGGUAUUUUGCUACGCCGCCUGUUGAGUGAUCGAAACUUGAAUGGGGUGACCCAUGUCUUUGUGGAUGAAAUUCAUGAGCGAGGAAUGAAUGAAGACUUUCUCUUGAUUGUGCUAAAGGAUCUUCUCCCCAGACGUCGGGAUUUGAGGUUGAUUCUAAUGAGUGCUACAUUAAAUGCGGAACUGUUUUCUAAUUACUUUGGAGGUGCCCCUAUGAUUCACAUACCGGGAUUUACAUAUCCUGUGAGGGCACAUUUUCUUGAAGAUGUAUUGGAAAUUACAGGAUAUAAAUUGACCUCAUUCAACCAAAUUGAUGAUUAUGGCCAAGAAAAAGUUUGGAAAACACAAAGGCAACUAGUGCCAAGGAAGAAAAAGAAUCAAAUUACCACUCUUGUUGAGAAUGCUCUGAAAGAUUCAAGCUUUGAAAACUACAGUCCCCGUGCACGGGAUUCUCUGUCAUGUUGGUCACCUGACUGUAUCGGUUUUAAUCUCAUCGAAGCUGUUUUAUGUCAUAUAUGUCGAAAGGAAAGGCCUGGCGCUGUUUUGGUUUUCAUGACUGGCUGGGAGGAUAUUAGUUGCUUGAAAGAACAGAUUAAAGCUCAUCCAUUGCUAGGAGACCCGAACAGGGUUCUGCUACUCACUUGUCAUGGUUCAAUGGCUACAUCUGAACAGAAACUGAUAUUUGAAACGCCGCCACUCAAUGUACGUAAAAUAGUUUUGGCUACAAAUAUGGCUGAGGCUAGCAUCACAAUAAAUGAUGUAGUCUUUGUUGUUGAUUGUGGGAAAGCUAAAGAAACCACAUAUGAUGCUUUGAAUAACAUCCCAUGUCUGCUGCCUUCUUGGAUAUCGAAGGCUUCUGCUCGGCAAAGGAGGGGCAGGGCUGGUCGUGUACAGCCUGGAGAGUGCUACCAUUUAUAUCCUAGCUGUGUGUAUAAGGCUUUUGCUGACUACCAACUUCCUGAACUCCUGAGAACUCCAUUAAACUCUCUGUGUUUGCAAAUAAAAAGUUUACAAAUUGGUAGCAUUGCAGAAUUUUUGUCGGCUGCUCUGCAGCCACCAGAAUCAUUGGCAGUCCAAAACGCAAUUGGUUUUCUGAAAAUGAUUGGGGCUUUGGAUGAGAAUGAGCAUCUUACAAAUCUUGGGAAAUAUUUGGCUAUGCUCCCAGUUGAUCCAAAACUUGGAAAGAUGCUUAUAAUGGGUGCCAUCUUCUGCUGCUUUGACCCUGUUCUAACAAUAGUGGCGGGUCUUAGUGUCAAGGAUCCUUUUCUUUUACCUCAAGAGAAAAAGGAUUUAGCUGGGAUAGCGAAGGCCAGAUUUUCUGCAAAGGAUUACAGUGACCAUAUGGCACUUGUUCGUGCAUAUGAAGGAUGGAAAGAUGCUGAGAGAGAAGGAUCUGCUUAUGAAUACUGCUGGAGGAAUUUCCUCUCUGCUCAAACUCUUCAGGCUAUCCAUUCCAUUCGGAAGCAAUUCAAUUUUAUUUUAAAAGAUGCUGGCCUAAUUGAUGAAGAUGUGACUUCAAAUAAUAAGUUAAGUCAUAAUCAAUCAUUGGUCCGUGCAGUCAUAUGUUCUGGCCUGUUCCCUGGCAUAGCAUCUGUUGUGCACAGGGAGACGUCAAUGUCAUUUAAGACGAAGGAUGAUGGACAAGUUUUACUCUAUGCGAACUCAGUCAAUGCACGAUACCAGACAAUUCCCUAUCCUUGGCUAGUCUUUGGGGAAAAAGUAAAAGUCAACACUGUUUUUAUACGUGAUUCAACAGGUGUCUCUGAUUCAAUAUUGAUGCUCUUUGGUGGUGCUCUUAGCAAUGGAGGGCAGCCUGGGCAUUUAAAAAUGUUGGAUGGCUAUGCUGAGUUUUUCAUGGAUCCAAACCUGGCGGAGUCCUACGGCAAGUUGAAGGAGGAGCUUGAUAAGCUCUUGCAGAAAAAGCUUGAAGACCCUACCAUUGACAUCCUAAAAGAAGGAAAGUACCUAAUGUUUGCUGUUCAGGAACUAGUAUCAGGAGACCAAUGUGAAGGGAGAUUCGUGUUUGGCCGUGAAAGUAAGAAACCCAAGGAUCCUACGGAUAAUAAUAGAUUCACAAGAGAUGGAAUGAACCCGAAGAGCUUGCUGCAAACUUUAUUGAUGAGAGCUGGACAUUCUCCUCCUAAAUACAAAACUAAACACUUGAAAACCAAUGAGUUCAGGGCACUAGUGGAAUUCAAGGGCAUGCAAUUUGUGGGGAAGCCCCAGAGGAACAAGCAGCUGGCCGAAAAGGAUGCUGCUAUUGAAGCUUUGGCGUGGUUGACUCACACCGACCACAAAAUUGAGAACGAGGAUGAUAAUUCUCCUCCAGAUGUCACUGACAAUAUGCUUAAACUCCUUGGAAAACGUAGGAAAUCUAAACGCCAUUGAUACUCUUUGGCUACCUUCCUUUUGUUGCUGCUCACAGAAAGUGAGGAUAAGUAGCUGAAGCUUGUAGUAUUUGCUCGAGAAUGCUUUCUGAAUGCUUCUGAAACUUAUCACAGGGAAGGCCUCUCAAUGAGUUUCUUUUACAGAAGACGUGAACGCUAAAGCUACCAACUAAUAAUGAUCAGCAGUCCAGAUGAGAAAAGACAGUCACAUUUUUUUUUAUAUAUUAUUAUUAUUAUUAACAUUGAUGGAGCAGAAAAUACAACAGGAAAAUAGGGAAUACAAUAAUUUUGGCAUGGUUUUAUCUUGAUAUUAGAUGAUUAGAUCCAUAUUAUGUUGUUUGGGGCCACAAGAAUUGUACAGACUGUAAUAUUCAUUUGUUCCAAGAUAUCAGGUAAUGACUACGGGCCAUCAAGAAUCAAUAGAGUUCUCAAAUGAAAUGAACAUCUAAUACGAAAUUUCAUGUUAUCUUAAAAUUA